GCAGUCUUACAAGAAGGAUUUCAUCAGUUCUCCAUCAUGAAAGUGAUUGCCAUCGUUCUCCUUAUGGCUGGCGCCGCCAUGGCCCAGUACGCUGCACACGGUGCCCCAGUUGUUCACCAGGUGGUCCACCAACCUACUGCAUAUGGUGCUGCUUCCGCCGGACAUGCCUACGGAGCCCACGGACAACACGCUUCUGGAUACGCCGCCCAUGGAAACGCAAACCACGCCGACCGAGGACACUACGCUGACAGGGCACACGCCGCUCACGGACACCACAACGCCGGAGCUGCAUCCAGUCACGAUGCCCACGGAGCCCAAGGUUCCCACUAUGGCAAGUACCGAAACGUCGGAGCUUACGCCAGUGACAAGGGAACCGGAUACGAAAAGGCCUACGCCUACGACAAGAAAGCCGGACACCACGCCGUCCUAGCCGACCACGGUGCCCACUCCAGCAGGUACGGAGUUGCCGACAGGGCCGCAGACCACAACGCUGGAGCUUACGCUCAAGCCGGCCACGACAGACAGGGAGCCCACGACAGAUACGCCGCUCAGGCCCAUGGAGUCCAAUCCCAUAACAAUGGUGCUUACGGAAGGUACAGUACUGGACAUCAACAAACUUACCAACAAGCCCCAGCAGUCGUCUCUUACCAACAAGUCCCAGCACACUCCUCUCAUUACUAAAGAUCUCACUUCGAACGGUUUCACAAAUGGACUAUCUGACGGUUUGCAAUUGGAUUGGAAAUGGAAAGUAAAUCAUUUGUUACUUUCGUUUCUGUUUCGUUAUUUAUUAAUUUUUGUUUGUGUAAAAAAAUG
This is a messenger RNA of Argiope bruennichi, 813 nucleotides long. Its product is annotated as histidine-rich protein PFHRP-II-like. The transcript has 4 exons. Lineage: Eukaryota; Metazoa; Arthropoda; Arachnida; Araneae; Araneidae. The record is from RefSeq and is a predicted model, not a curated record. The coding region runs from base 37 to 681 and encodes 214 amino acids.